AUGGGAGGCGCGUGUAGCAGCAACGCCUUCGCCGCGGUGCAGUUAUCGAUAUCCAGAUUCAGAAGCAACCGCACCGUUUCUUUGUUCUCGGUUCGAGCCUGCGACGACCCUCCUCGUGGCCCAUCCUGCAUAUACGUUGGCCCCCUUCACACCGCCACCAAAGAAACCCUCGAAGCUCUUUACUCUCAGGCGCGGGAUGCGUAUUACAGUGGAGAGCCUUUGAUACUCGAUGACAUGUUCGAUAGAGUAGAGUUGAAGCUUAAGUGGUAUGGUUCCAAGUCAGUUGUCAAGUACCCUCGAUGCAGUAUCCGGAGGCAUUCCACAUAUGCUGAUGCUGACGAAGAUCUGUCUUUGGCUUUUUCAUUAGCAAGCUUAUGGUCCCUAUUUCUUGCACUUGGCUGUUCAGCUUGUGUUUGGCCUAUAUUUUACACUAUUACCACAGCUUAUCAAAAGGCAUUCGACACGGGAGGAUUGUCAUAUGGUAGCCAAGCAUCAGGAAUAGGGCUUCUUUUUGUGGUCAAUAGCAUUAUCUUCAUGGCACUCGGUUUGGUCAUUGGCUACCCAGUUGCUUCAGCUUCAGUUAAGGUGCUUCAAGGCCUGUGGAUGGGUGAUUUAGCGGCACUAAAGGGUUCAUGUCCAAAUUGUGGAGAAGAGGUAUUCGCAUUUGUGAAAACGGACAAGGCUGAUGCCUCUCCUCAUAGAGCAGAUUGUCAUGUGUGUGAAUGCUUAUUGGAAUUUCGCACCAAAGUUGAGCAAUCUGAUUUAAGAUUAGGCCUGGAAUUAUCUCCCAUCUCAUCAAAGCUUUUUGAUCAGUCUCAGUCUGUUCGUGACGCCUGGAAUAUAGGAACAAUAGACAAUAAUUUAAAGGUUUUAAACGAGAUGGGUAGCCCCGAGGAUAAUGAAAACAAGGGCUUUUUCGCUGCCAUGACUUCCGGCUUCUCCAUCUUCAGCAAUGCUAUGCACCGAUCUGUCAGCGGGUUACUGGGAUAUGAAGGUGUAGAAGUUAUAAAUCCAGAGGGUGGAAAAGAGGAUGCAGAGGAGGAAGCCCAUAGAGGAAGAUGGAAACCAGAGGAAAGAGAUAGUUACUGGAAGAUGAUGCACAAAUAUAUUGGCUCAGAUGUAACAUCAAUGGUAACGCUACCAGUUAUUAUUUUUGAACCAAUGACUAUGAUUCAGAAAAUGGCAGAGUUGAUGGAGUACUCCUACUUGUUAGAUCAGGCAGAUAAAUGUGACGACUCAUACAUGCGGAUGGUGUAUGCAUCAUCAUGGGCUAUAUCUGUGUACUUUGCAUACCAACGGACCUGGAAGCCUUUUAACCCUAUCCUUGGAGAGACUUACGAGAUGGCUAACCAUGGUGGAAUUACAUUUCUUGCAGAACAGGUGAGUCACCAUCCCCCAAUGAGUGCUGGCCAUGCUGAGAAUGAGCAUUUUACAUAUGAUGUGACUUCAAAGUUAAAGACUAAGUUUUUGGGAAAUUCUGUUGAUGUUUACCCUGUUGGAAGAACACGUGUAACCCUCAAGAAAGAUGGUGUAGUCAUAGAUUUGGUUCCCCCUCCAACUAAGGUUAAUAAUUUGAUAUUUGGCCGAACAUGGAUUGAUUCACCUGGGGAGAUGAUAAUGACAAACUUGACAACGGGGGACAAAGUUGUACUCUACUUUCAACCAUGUGGAUGGUUUGGGGCUGGUCGCUAUGAAGUAGAUGGAUAUGUUUAUAAUUCUGCUGAGGAGCCUAAAAUUUUGAUGACUGGGAAAUGGAAUGAGUCAAUGAAUUAUCAACCUUGUGAUUUGGAAGGAGAGCCUCUUCCAGACACAGAACUGAAAGAGGUUUGGCAUGUUGCUGAUAUUCCACACAAUGAUAAAUUCCAGUAUACAUACUUUGCGCAUAAAUUAAACAGUUUUGACACUGCCCCUAGAAAAUUGUUGGCAUCAGACUCCCGUUUACGCCCAGAUAGAUAUCAACUUGAGAUGGGUGAUCUAUCCAAAUCAGGGGCAGAAAAGAGCAGUUUGGAGGAGAGGCAACGCGCUGAAAAGAAAAUCCGAGAAGCCAAAGGGCAUAAAUUCACAUCAAGAUGGUUUGAUUUAACGGAAGAGGUCACAUCAACUCCGUGGGGUGAUUUGGAGAUCUACCAAUACAAUGGUAAAUACACUGAGCAUCGAGCUGCUAUAGAUAACUCAGGCAGCACUGAUCAUCUUGAUAAUAAAGAAAUUGAAUUCAAUCCAUGGCAGUAUGGUAAUUUGUGCACAGAAUGA
Messenger RNA from Sphenostylis stenocarpa, 2250 nucleotides. Lineage: Eukaryota; Viridiplantae; Streptophyta; Magnoliopsida; Fabales; Fabaceae. The record is from the annotation of a GenBank genome assembly.